Messenger RNA from Leptopilina boulardi, 1414 nucleotides. Its product is annotated as pancreatic triacylglycerol lipase-like. Bases 118 to 1287 code for a protein of 389 amino acids. Lineage: Eukaryota; Metazoa; Arthropoda; Insecta; Hymenoptera; Figitidae. The transcript is spliced from 4 exons. The record is from RefSeq and is a predicted model, not a curated record. Gene Ontology annotation, biological process: lipid metabolic process. Gene Ontology annotation, molecular function: lipase activity.
AAAAUUUUUUUAUUAGGAAUUAUUAAAAUAAUUUUUUUUUUUUUUUUUUUUGAGGGGGUAAUUUUAAAUCAAAUCCAGUUUAUUUUCUUACAGAUACAAGAAAAAAAUACAAAAAAAAUGAUAAAGACAUUUAAAAUUGUAAUUUUAUUUUCUCCUCAUUUCACAAAUGCUGUACUUCAUCUAUUAUUGGGACAAACUUUUACAACAAAAAUGAACAAUAUAAAAGACAAUAUAACCGACUGUAUAGAAAAUACUUUUCCUCGUGCAUCAUUUUCCAUUGACAAUGACAAAAACAAUAAAAUACAACAAAAAAGUUUUUCACUUCCCGCAGGAGGCGUACAAAAAAAUAGAAAAGACAUACAAGAAAAUGUUCAAUUUCUCCUCUACACACCGGAAUUAAAUGGCACAUUUGAAUUAUUACAAUUUAAUAACAGUACAUCAGUAACGACAAGUCAUUUUGAUAAAAAUCGUUCAACUCGUUUUAUAACACAUGGUUACAUGUCUUCUGGAAUUGGAUCCUCAUGUAAACUUGUUCGAGAAGCAUAUUUAAAUUUUACUAACUGUAAUGUCAUUGUGGUUGAUUGGAGUCAACUAGCAGACGAUUUCUAUCCAAUAGCGGCAUUUUAUGUGAAAUUAGUUGGCGAAUAUGUGGGAGCAAUGAUAACAUUUUUAGAAAAUAUGGGAAUGAAUCCAAAUACAACAACACUUGUUGGUCAUUCAUUGGGUGCGCAUGUAAUGGGCAUUGCCAGCAGUUCUGCCGCUCAUAAAGUUAAAUACAUUUACGGAUUGGAUCCCGCAAUGCCGUGUUUUCUCAAUGCACACACUAGAGAACGUAUAUCGCCAGACGAUGCUGAAUUUGUCGAAGUAAUUCACACAAGUAUAUUUGGUGACAAUCAAACAAUUGGUGAUUAUGAUUUUUAUCCAAAUGGUGGACGCAAUCAACCAAAAUGUGCAUGCAAUCUCAUCACUGAAAGUGCAUGUUCACAUUCGACAGCAUUCAAAUAUUUUGCCGCUUCACUUAAUAAAACAAAUCCACCAUUCUAUUCAAUAUUAUGCAAAAAUUUAGAUGCAUUUAAAGCAAAUAAAUGUGAAAAUUAUGAAACAAUAAUGGGUGGCAUUGAUCAUAUACCAAAACGAAAGGGACAUUAUUAUCUUUAUACAAAAGCAACAUUUCCCUACUCAUUUGGUAAAUUUUAUCGAAAAAAAUCAUGUUCAAUGACACAAUUGUCAAUGUGCUUUUUUAAUAUUAUUAAUUUUUUAUUUGGCACACAUUUAUGUUACAACUAAUUAUUAAUUAUAAAAAGAAAAUUUGGGAUAAUUUUUGAUUUUUUGAAAAGUUAUUUUCUUUAAACAAUAAUUUGAAAUAAACAAAAAUUAUGAAAAUAUUAUACUUUGUAAUUAAUAUUUUUGUAUA